AUGGAAGAAGCGGUAACAAAAAUUGGCCUACGAGCCGACUGUGCCGCAUUGAUAUGGAAUGUUUAUUUGGAUUUCGAAAAGAUGAUCCUGAAUUCGGCAGAAGGAAAGGAAUCUGACAUAUUACGGGCAGCAUUCGAAAACUCUGCGAAACGAAUGGCUGAUAUUACAGCGUUCGAGGAUCGCCUCACUGACGCGGAGGAUUUGAAUGAAAAAUUGUCAAUUUUAAUGGAAUACAUCGAAUUUGAAAUGCAAACAAAAGAUCCAGUAAGAAUUCAGAUGAUGUUUGAAAGGGCUGUUUGUACAUCUGCUGACAAUCCAAAUGCUGCUGUAUGGUUGCAGUAUGGUAACUGGUUGGAUUCUUCACUAAAACUGCCACAGGUUUCUGUGGAAGUAUACGCUCGUGCAGUACGCCAUUCUCCAUGCACAGCACUUUGGCAGCAAUAUUUUACGGCACUGGAACGCUCGAAUGCCACUGCAAAUGAGAUUGAUUCGAAAUGGCCAGAAGCUCGUAGUACAAUAACAACACCGGACGAGGGCUUAUCACUUUACCGCACAUACAUAUAUUUACUUCGGCGACGUGUAGCGAAAGAAGAUGGUAAUGAUUAUGCUGUGGUAUUGGAGAAAUUCGAAGAGGGAGCAGCGUUUUUGGCUGAAAAAUUUGGAUCUCAUUGGGAUAGUCCAAAAGCUCAGUAUCGCAAAAAUUACGCUUUAUUUCUGUAUACAGUGGUUAAACAACCGGAUAAAGCUCGAAAAAUUUGGAAUGAUAUUUUGGCAUCCGGUAGUGGUCAUCUUGCUGCUGCAUGGCUCGAAGCUGCCAAUCUGGAACGGUACUUUGGUGAGCUGAACAAUGCACGCAAACUGUACUAUCGAGCCAUAAACUCAGCAAGCGAUCAUCCAUUCACGGUAAUUUUUCUCAGUUUUCAGUGCUUCAUUUUACUUUGGUAUUUGAUGCUCUCAUACAAUUCGAACGAGAAGUCGGUACUCUGCAAGAGUUGGACAAGGCGCUCGAGAAAGUGA
Messenger RNA from Gongylonema pulchrum, 1017 nucleotides. The record is from the annotation of a GenBank genome assembly. NCBI's taxonomy places the organism in Eukaryota, Metazoa, Nematoda, Chromadorea, Rhabditida, Gongylonematidae.